UCACUUUAUAUACAACUUGUAUUUACGCAAGAACCAGAAUCCAUCCAUCAAUCUUAUAAUCUCUGGCAAGUAUGGACACUCAUUCUACAAACAACUAUGAACUCAUCCCCAAUGUUGACGAACAAGAUCCCUUUGUUUUUCUUUCACAACUUCUUUCACUGGAUGUAGGGAUGGACUGGGAAAAUGAAAUGGCCAUUCAGGGGGAUUUAAUGGAGGCGUUUCCCUUAAUGGAAAGCUUAACUGAUCCUUUGUAUACAUCAAUGGAUAUUGUUUCAACCCCAGCGGUGACUCAAGUGGAUGGGGUAUCUUGCGAUUAUGGAAACGGGUUUAGCCCGAUGAGUGCGUUGGGUCCUUCAUUUGAUCCUGAGAAACAACACGAACUAAUGUUUUGUAACAAUGGUGGAACAUUUUCAGAAGCGAAACUUGAAAAGAAGGAAAUUAGAAGGGGCAAAGAAGUUGGGAGAACUGGAAGUCCCAAAUUAUUGUCAAUAGAAAGUAUUUCGAAGUACUUUUACAUGCCCAUAACGAAAGCAGCUAAAGAACUUAAUGUUGGUUUGACACUGCUGAAGAAAAGAUGUAGAGAGUUGGGAAUCAAAAGGUGGCCUCACAGGAAGCUUAUGUCGCUUCAAACCCUAAUCAAGAAUGUCCAGGAGUUAGAGGAUGAAGAGGGGAAUGAAGGGAAAUUGAAAGAAGCAGUAGAGGUGUUAGAGAGAGAGAAGAAAAUGAUGGAGGAGCUGCCAGAUUUACAAAUGGAGGAGAAAACUAAAAGGCUGAGACAAGCGUGUUUCAAGGCCAACUACAAGAAGAGGAGGGCGAUGGUAAUGGGAUUGAUGGAUUUAGUGCAAGAUUCCUGUAGUAGCAGCGGCGGUUCAGUGUACAAGAGUAAUCAUGAAGAAGAUGAAGAACUUAGAGCCCUCUUUUCCGAUUGUUCUUCCUACAAUACUAAUUUCUAAGAAUUUUCUUUUUAGCAUUAGUUUCUGGAUCUAGUUAGUAUGUGUGAAAGAUUAUUAUUUUGUUUGUUUAAAUAUAAUAGUAGUGAUGUUCAUGUAUGUUUAUAUAUCAGCAGGCACUUGAGAAAUCAGUUGAUCAAGUGUUACACAUGUACUA
Molecule: messenger RNA, 1107 nt
Organism: Mangifera indica (mango)
Lineage: Eukaryota; Viridiplantae; Streptophyta; Magnoliopsida; Sapindales; Anacardiaceae
Product: protein RKD1-like
Exons: 4
Coding region: 72-953 (293 amino acids)
Molecular function (GO): DNA-binding transcription factor activity
Source: RefSeq, a predicted model, not a curated record